Molecule: messenger RNA, 1500 nt
Organism: Bipolaris oryzae ATCC 44560
Lineage: Eukaryota; Fungi; Ascomycota; Dothideomycetes; Pleosporales; Pleosporaceae
Exons: 4
Coding region: 1-1500 (499 amino acids)
Biological process (GO): carotene catabolic process
Molecular function (GO): carotenoid dioxygenase activity
Source: RefSeq, a predicted model, not a curated record
AUGUCAGAUCAAUUCCGAGCAAGUGAGGUUGGCAAUAUGUUCCCUCAGCAGCCCCAAUUUUCGGGAUUUAUGAAGCCAUGUCGAUUCGAAGGAGAGAUCCAGAAUCUCGAGGUAUGGGGCGAGAUACCUUCUGACAUAGAUGGAACAUUCUACCGGGUUAUGCCAGACCCGCAAUUCCCGCCCUUCGUCGAGAACGAUCCGUGGUUCAGCGGAGAUGGCAAUAUCAGCGCUUUUCGGAUCAAAGGCGGACAUUGUCACUUUAAGCAGAGAUAUAUAGUGACGGAAAAGUUUGCUAGGGAACGAGAGGCCCGACGUGCCUUAAUUGGUAAACAUUAUCGUAACAAGUACACUGAUGCCGUUGAAUUCAAGGUGCGAAGCACUGCAAAUACUAACGUUGUCUUCUUUAACGGCCGUCUCUUGGCAUGCAAAGAAGAUUCUCCUCCUUAUUCACUGAAUCCAGUGACGCUCGAGACUAUUGGCUUAGAAUCAUUCGAUGGGCAGUUGCCUUGCUUAACCUUCACUGCGCAUCCGAAACUCGACGAUGAGACUAACGAGCUAAUAUGCUUUGGGUACGAAGCGAAGGGCGACGGCACUCCCGACGUCUGCUAUUUUACAAUCGAUGCCAGGGGCAAAUUUACGCAAACAGUAUGGCUUGUUGCUCCUGUGGUUGCUAUGAUACAUGACUUUGCCUUUACGAAGAACUGGGUAUUGUUCCCAAUCAUUCCGCAGACCUGUGAGCUUGAACGCAUGAAGCAAGGCGGCGAACAUUGGCAGUGGGAUCCGAAUAUCCCAUUCUAUCUAGGCGUCUUACCUCGCCAUGGCGCGUUGGGAUCUGAUGUGAAGUGGUUUCGCGCUCCAAAUGCCUUCCCCGGACAUACUGUCAACGCAUAUGAGGACAGUUCUGGAAAUAUCGUUUUUGACCUUCCCUUGACCAACAAAAAUGUCUUUUUCUGGUGGCCCGAUGCCAGCGGCAACGCACCUCGGCCCGAGCAGAUUGCCGCAGAACUCGUUCGUUUCACUUUUGACCCAAAGUCCACGGCCCUUGAUCUACCGAAACCUGUGGUCAUUAGUCACGAAGACUGUGAGUUUCCGCGUAUCGAUGAUCGUUCCUUUGGUAAGAUACAUCGCCAUGCCUUCAUGGAUAUUAUGGACCCGAGUCUGGGAACCGAUUUCGCAACGAUUGCGCCGGUAAUGGGAGGGGGCUACCCACCAUAUAAUUCCAUUGGGCAUCUUGACUACGAUACAAUGCGCAUGGAAAAGUACUUCCCCGGCCGGACUCACCUCGUUCAAGAACCUGUUUUCAUUGCGAGGCAAAGCGCAGGUGAGGGCGAUGGCUGGAUUCUAGCGCUAGUCAACAAUUACUCGACUAUGUCGAGCGAGCUACAUAUCGUGAACACUAGAAAGUUUGAAAAGGCACAAGCUAUUAUACAUCUACCUUUUCGCUUGAGGGCUGGAUUGCACGGCAAUUGGGUCAAUGGUCAAGAUGUCCGAUUUUCAUAG